GGAACAGGGGACACAGGGACACCAUGGGGAUACCACGGGGACAGAGCACAUGGGAUCAUGGGGACAAGGCACACAACACCUUGGGGACAGGGCACCCCGGGCCUUGGGGACAAGGGACACAGGGAUGGGACACAGGGAAACUGGGACCAGGGCACGUGGGAAUUUGGGGACAGUGCUCACAGCACCUUGGGGGCAGCACUCAUGGUGACAAUGGUGACAAGGUGAUGUCACCACAGGGACGGGGCACAGGGGCCUGGCAGGGGCCACCCACCGGGCACCAUGGGACAGGGGACACUGGAGACACGCCUGGCACAGGGGACACGGCACAGGGGACAUCCCCGCCGCGGUGACUGCGGGCAUCAAGGAGGUGGCGUUUCGCCAUGGCUCGGUGUCACUGUCGCUGUCACCCAGCCCAAUUCGCGGGGCGGGCUCUGUCCCCGCCCCGCCCGGCCCUAUAAAGCCGCUGUCACCCGCGGGGACACGGCCCAGAGGACAAGGGACAGGAUCCCGGGAGGUGGCACAUCCGCAGGUGCCACCGGGGACGGGGUCAAGUUCGGGGACAAUCCUGCUGGCACGCGGUGUCACCUGUGCCACCUUCUCCGCCGGCCCAGCCAUGUCACACACGUCCAGAGCUGCCCUCAGGGGGACACCCCGGGGACACCGCCCGGGGGUCACGUCGGGCAACGGGGACACGGCCGAGAAUGUCAUCGACCCCGACAUGGUGGCCUUGUUCGAGGACUUCCUGGGGACAGAGAUGGCGGUGGCGUUCGGGGCGGGCCGCCCCGGGGCCCAGCCGUACCACUACGUGCUGCGGGACACGGAGCAGCAGGGGCUGUGCCUGCGCCACGGCCACCUGGUGGCCACCAGCCUGCAGGGGGCCAACGCCACCCAGGAAGAGCCCAUCAGCGUUGUCCCCAACCGGCACCUGGAGCGCCAGCGCUGUCCCCUCAUCGUGGGCAUCCGCGGUGGCACCCGCGCCCUGUCCUGUGGCACCGGCCCCGAGCCACGGCUGAGCCUGGAGGACGUGGGGCUGCUGGAGCUGUUCUCGGGUGACAAGGACAGGGCCACGCCCUUCACCUUCUACAAGACCUUCGGGGGCUCCACGCACACCUUCGAGGCCGCCGCCUUCCCCGGGCUCUUCCUCAGCACGGCCGCGGGCCCGGGCGAGGCGCUGGCCCUGGCGCCCGGGGCCACCGCCUUCUACCUGCGCCGCAAGUGACAGUGACACCCAGGGGACACCCAUGAGGGGACAUUCCUGGUGCCACCGCCUUCCACCUGCGCCGCAAGUGACACCUGGGGACAUCCGGGAGUUGGGGACAUCCAUGGUGCCACCGCCUUCCGCCUGAGCCGCAAGUGACAGUGCCACCACCAGGGACAUCCAUGGUGGGGACAUCCAUUCCCCAGUGCCACCACCUUCUACCUCUGCCACAAGUGACACCCAGGGGACACCCAUGAGGGGGACUUCAUGGUGCCAUCGCCUUCUACCUGCACCACAAGUGACACCUGGGGACAUCCGGGAGUUGGGGACAUCCAUGGUGGGACAUCCCUGGUGCCACCGCCUUCUGCCUGAGCCGCAAGUGACAGUGACACCCAGGGGACACCCAUGGUGGGGACAUCCAUGGUGCCACCGCCUUCUACCUGCGCCACAAGUGACACUGAGGGGACAUCAGGGG
Pyrgilauda ruficollis (rufous-necked snowfinch) is the source of this 1673-nucleotide messenger RNA. Its product is annotated as interleukin-36 receptor antagonist protein-like. The record is from RefSeq and is a predicted model, not a curated record. The transcript is spliced from 5 exons. Lineage: Eukaryota; Metazoa; Chordata; Aves; Passeriformes; Passeridae. Bases 614 to 1219 code for a protein of 201 amino acids. Gene Ontology annotation, biological process: cellular response to lipopolysaccharide; cytokine-mediated signaling pathway; positive regulation of gene expression. Gene Ontology annotation, molecular function: cytokine activity.